AUGGCACCCCAUUUGGCUGAGCACACUCAGGGAUACGCUAAAUUGGAUAUUGUGGCUGAGCUGCCGCUGCCGUUAUCGCGCUCAGUUCCUACAUAUGAUGAGCGGUGUCUACAAGUGGCUGCAUUACUACAAGAGAAGCCGUGGGCGCGAGCCUUCGCGCUCACUGGGGGGAUCGGGUGGCGCCUUACCAUGUUAAUCGGAGGUCAGAGCUACGUCAACGCUGUUGCGAAAGGUCCUUCGGGUAGCGCGCGAGCUCAUGGCGACGAGCUGGAGUGGCCUGCGGACUACGUCUGGGAUGAGGCACCCGGGUGUGCUUACGAUAUGUUGAGCGGACGCAGUGGACAGUUCGGCCUGUGGCCACCGCAGGAUCUGUGGGAUACGAUCUUUAGCAAUGGCUUGUGGACAGCUGUCCACGAGGAAUGGUUUCAAGAUUGGCUGACCUUCCUGAAGUCGGCGGAGCGAUCCACGCACAACCGAGCAGUACAGGAUGAUCACUGGUGGGGCGUCAUCGAAAAUCGGAUACACUCGAAGCGUCGUCCCUCCAUGAUCAGCCAUCUACCGCAUACCUCGACCGGUUGGGCAACGCGAGCGGGCGUUGGAGAUACCACACGGCCUGUCCUCGUCCCCGUAGGAGACCAGAAGCUUUGA
Molecule: messenger RNA, 648 nt
Organism: Peniophora sp. CBMAI 1063
Lineage: Eukaryota; Fungi; Basidiomycota; Agaricomycetes; Russulales; Peniophoraceae
Source: the annotation of a GenBank genome assembly